UACUCAUCCUCAACUUGAACUCUGAUCUAUCCCUUCAUCAUGUCCUCAACAUACGGUCAACAAUGCGCAUCAACAAAUCGCCAGAAACUGCUGCGAAAUCUUCAAGCAGCCGGUGUUAGCGGCGUGGUCUAUCUUCGGGGCAUGGAAACAACCGAACGAAAAUGGACUGACGCUGAAAUGCCCUUCAGACAGGAAAGCAAUUUCUUUUACCUUACAGGUGCCACGGAAGCAGACUGUCACUUCAUCCUUGACAUUGGCACGAGUGAGAACCAUCUGUUUAUUCCCAAGUAUGGAGAGGACUAUGCCUUGUGGUGUGGCAAUCCUCCGACUGUUGCGGAUGUGAAGGCUAAAUACGGAGUAGACCACGCUGGGACUGCCGAGGAUAUUUUGAGGGUAUUAGAGAAGCUGAAUCCGGGAAAGGUUCAUAUCCUUGACCAAGAGCAGAAUCUGAGUGCUCUGGGAGACUGGAAAGGAAAGGCGGACAAGGGUUCUUUGAAAAAAGCCAUAAUUGAUGCACGCGUCAUCAAAAGCGAAGCCGAAAUUGCAUUAAUGCGGAAAGCUGCCAAAAUCAGCGGGGACGCCCACAUUGCAUUGAUGAAAGCCGUUCGACCUGGAAAGGACACCGAACGUCAACUCCAUGCGUUAUUCGAAUACGAAUGCUUCCGCAACGGUGGCCGCUUCCAAGCGUAUACACCAAUUGUUGCAUCAGGCCGAAAUGGGAGCGUCCUCCACUACGUCAAUAAUACUGACCCUGUCACCUCUGAGAAGAGAGAUAUGCUUUUGGUGGAUGCUGCUUGCGAGUACGAAUGCUACGCUGCGGAUAUCACCAGGACGUACCCUGUCGGAGGCAAGUUUGAAGGAGAUUGGAAGACUACAUAUGAGAUUUGUUUAGACAUGCAAAAGGCCGUGUUGCGGGCUAUCAAAGCCGGAGUGGAAUGGGAAGACAUGCACCGUCUGGCGAAUAAAGUCGCCGCGGAAGGCCUCUUAAAAGCGGGCAUCGCCAAAGGCACACUCGAGGACCUCCUUGGCAACCACAUUCCAAACAUCUUUUUUCCACACGGCCUGGGGCACCUUAUUGGCCUUGACGUUCACGACGUUGGAGGUUACCCCGAAGGCGUGUCGCGCAUCCCAGAACCUGGCCUACGGUACCUUCGUAUGCGCCGAAAGUUGGAAGCAGGCAUGGUAGUCACCGUGGAACCAGGGAUCUAUUUCGUUGAUCCCAUACUGGAUGCUGCCCUGGCCAACCCUACUCAACGACAAUUUUUGAACGUGGAGGUGUUGGAGAGGUUUAGGCGGAAUGUUGGAGGUGUGAGGAUUGAGGAUGAUGUUGUAGUUACAGAGGAUGGAAUUGAGAAUCUGACGGGAUGGGUGCCAAAGGAGAUAGCGGAUAUCGAAGCCGUUAUGGCUGGAGCGAAAUGAAGAUUUUGAUAUAUUUCGACAACGGCAGUUUAGAAUCUCACAAUGCUUAACCAGCAAUUUGAAUGCAUGAGUGGUGACCUAUUACGCAUUACUGCGAUUUCUAUGUCUAGAGAGGAUAUCAAGUCUAGAGUUGGGUUUCCUUACCGGUAGAUGAUCAAUAAUGUACUUAGAUAGGGACGUGCCAUAAUAGCGCAUUCAUCUUUGAACACUCUUUUGAAGUGUUUGAGGCUACUUUUGUGCCGCCCA
This is a messenger RNA of Spizellomyces punctatus DAOM BR117, 1665 nucleotides long. RefSeq lists its product as uncharacterized. The transcript has 4 exons. Gene Ontology annotation, molecular function: metalloaminopeptidase activity; manganese ion binding. The record is from RefSeq and is a predicted model, not a curated record. The coding region runs from base 40 to 1419 and encodes 459 amino acids. Lineage: Eukaryota; Fungi; Chytridiomycota; Chytridiomycetes; Spizellomycetales; Spizellomycetaceae.